Sitophilus oryzae (rice weevil) is the source of this 1222-nucleotide messenger RNA. RefSeq names its product dorsal-ventral patterning protein Sog-like. The transcript has 5 exons. Bases 734 to 1222 code for a protein of 162 amino acids. NCBI's taxonomy places the organism in Eukaryota, Metazoa, Arthropoda, Insecta, Coleoptera, Curculionidae. Gene Ontology annotation, molecular function: protein binding. The record is from RefSeq and is a predicted model, not a curated record.
AUAAAUAAAACACUGACUAGGAUACAUUCCGUCUAAUCUCCCCGAUAAGAUAAGAACGUCGACUUAAAAACACUACUACAUGUAAAACUGUCUUUUUGAAGUGUGAAGCGGACCUGUCGGUGGAAUUUCGGUCGUACCGUACGUGCCUACGUCGACAGUGUGUGUUUGUGUUCGUGUUUGGUCAGUACCGUCCGUCUUUCUGCUGCACGACAUCCCGCCAAAGCUUUUCGGAUUAUGCUCGUAAUCCGUCAUCGUCAUGGAAACGAAGAAUUUCGGGUUGCGCGCCACCAAUCAGAACGCAGAACCGUCGGCCUAGUGAGGUGUCCGAGCGCGGCGAUUGGCCGAAUCCGGAGGGCACACCGAGCCUCUUACUACGAGAGAAUCCUUUAGUCCUUCCAGCAGGAUCAAAUGAGCAUCGGCCCGACUCAGUCAAGCCACACGCGGCUCAGAGUAGGGGAACACUACAUAGCACCACGCUUAACUUUCUUCUCGGCCAGUAUAGUCAGCGCUUGCAAAGCGUUUCAAACGUCACAAUUUUUGUCAUUGUGUGUAUUACAUAAAUAGAUUCGCCCGGCGUGGAAAAUAUGUUUCACGUAUAAAUUUUUCUCUAGCUCAUUUUCGUUUGCUCUCGGAAAAGGAGUUUUAAUAGAGGACGAUUUUUUUUGUGAUCUGUGUGUCAGUGCGGCCGUUCUUCUUAGUGCUAAACAUUUUUCUAUACUAAAAAGAAAAAAAAAUGGAUAUGUUACGGUACUUUGUUUGGUUCUUUUUAUUCGUCUCCCUCGUUGGAGUGGUUAGUGCCAGAACCAAAUCACCGCUCAAGGACGACGAUCUCACUCCAAAAAAUAAAGCUGCUGCAGGGAUGAGCGGAGACCAGCAGCGAGGCGGGACGAAUCAGCGUGAACUCUGGAAGACGGGACACCAACCAAGGAUGGACAUAUUAGAAGUACAAGAACCUGAAAAAAGCAAGUGUGUGUUUGGAAAAGAAAUUCGCGAGUUAGGCUCCAAAUGGAUACCAGAUCUAGGACAACCAAUAGGAAUACUGUAUUGUAUGAGAUGCGAAUGUGUCCCGUUCCAGAAAAAGCGGAGGAUAGUGGGCAGGGUCCAGUGUUACAGCAUAAAAGAGAAAUGUCCUGUCCCGACCUGUGACGAGCCAGUAUUGAUGCCCGGCCGUUGUUGCAAGACCUGUCCAGGGGAUGUCGAUUACGUGUUGAAAUGUCUGUAG